Molecule: messenger RNA, 1506 nt
Organism: Penicillium maclennaniae
Lineage: Eukaryota; Fungi; Ascomycota; Eurotiomycetes; Eurotiales; Aspergillaceae
Product: aminopeptidase P family protein
Exons: 2
Coding region: 1-1506 (501 amino acids)
Molecular function (GO): manganese ion binding; metalloaminopeptidase activity
Source: RefSeq, a predicted model, not a curated record
AUGCGUGCAAAGGCCCCCGGUGCAUCGUCCACCUCCUUGGCAGGGCAGUCCGUUAUGAUCAACUCCGUCGACUCCUACCACAUCCGCCUAGCCAUAUCCGGCACCUCCUGCGAUAAAUACCCAGCUAAGCAGCACGCGCGCAAUGUCGCCCGCAAGCUCGGUGUUUCUCACGGCCUAAUCUUCCUCGCCGGGCAACCUACAAUCAACCUGCGCGACUCCGAUCAAGCGCGCCCGUUCCGACAGCGACGAUAUUUCUAUUAUCUCAGUGGCGUCGACGAGCCCGACUGCGCUCUUACAUACGAUGUCGGUUUGGACAAGCUGACCCUUUUCGUACCGGACUUUGAUCUCCAUCGCGCGAUUUGGAUGGGUCCGACCCUUGAUCGAGAAGAGGCGCAAGAUCGCUAUGAUGUAGAUCGGGUCCAAUACUACUCCUCCCUCCAGUCGGAGCUGAAAGCCUGGCUGAGUGAACGGGUCCCGAACAGCCUUCUGUAUAUCAUUCAUGAGUCAGAGAAACCGGAAGGUCUCCCGCAAGAGUUACCGUUGGACUCAGAGCAGCUUCUGCCCGCCAUGGAUGCAGCACGUGGUGUCAAGGAUAAAUUUGAAAUCCGGAUGAUUCGCCAAGCAAACAAGGUCUCGGCACUGGCUCAUAGAAGCAUCCUGGAGCGCAUUUGUCGAAUGAACAAUGAGUCCGAGAUUGAAGGGCUAUUUCUAGACACUUGCAUCUCGCACGGUGCACGGAAUCAAGCAUAUCAGAUUAUAGCUGCUUCCGGCCCUAAUGCUGCUGUCCUCCAUUAUGACCGCAAUAAUGAAUCUCUUCAUAACAAGCCUCUUGUUUGUCUCGAUGCCGGCGCUGAGUGGAACUGCUACGCGAGUGACGUGACGAGAACCUUCCCGCUUACCGGCCAAUGGCCCAACCAAUAUACCAAGGACAUCUAUCACCUGGUCGAGCGUAUGCAGGAGGAGUGCAUCAAGCGGAUUCGGAGAGGCACUCGUUUCCUUUCUUUACACGACCUAGCUCAUGAAAUCGCCAUCGAUGGCCUGCUCAGGCUCGGAGUCCUGAAAGACGGUACGCACUCUGAAAUUCGUGCAUCCGGCGCAUCCAAGAUAUUCUUUCCUCAUGGACUCGGUCACCACGUCGGACUCGAAGUUCACGACGUUUCUGAGUCAGAAAUCACAGCGCUUCAUCCCUCACUAGAUCAAUUCCAGUACGGACCAGUCCUGAAUCAGUCCAUAAGCCAUUCUCCUUGUACAUUAUCCGCUCCUCUUCUGGAAGAGGGCAUGGUUGUGACAGUGGAACCUGGAAUCUAUUUCUCGCCCUUGGCUCUUGCAAAUGCGCGCAAGCAGCCUUUUGCUCGGUAUAUCGACUUCGAUAUCGCCGACAAGUACGUUUCCAUUGGUGGUGUGCGCAUCGAGGAUGAUAUCCUCGUUACCGCUGACGGUUAUGAGAACCUCACCACUGCGCCGAAGGGAGACGAGAUGCUUGCCAUCAUCAGGGGAUCUCUGUAG